CCGAUGGAGUCAUCAAGGAUGAAACUGCAGACAUCAGUGGAUGGUACCACUCCAGAUGAAAUGAAAGAAUUGGUGAGUGGUAUCACCACCAAAAAUGUCGAACAGUGGUGCUACUGUAUGUAUCCCAGUGUAGCCGUAAUCUAUGAUGAGCCAUUCGCCUACAAAUUCUACUAA
Messenger RNA from Gongylonema pulchrum, 174 nucleotides. The record is from the annotation of a GenBank genome assembly. NCBI's taxonomy places the organism in Eukaryota, Metazoa, Nematoda, Chromadorea, Rhabditida, Gongylonematidae.